AUGGAUACUUAUCGCGCCGAGUUGAAUGGAUUGCAAGCACGAUGGAUAGAGUUGGGCGGGGAAGCGAAUGCACUGGAUAAAAUGUCUACAUCCAUUCUUGACGUAGAAAUGGAUCCUGGAAUGAAAGCAUUGAGAGAUAUGGAGAGAGAACUGAAGCUGCAAAAAAGGUUAAGAGAUGCCCAAAGUAAGAUCGACUUGGGAGUGGUUCAGAUUGCUUGA
Batrachochytrium dendrobatidis JAM81 is the source of this 219-nucleotide messenger RNA. RefSeq lists its product as uncharacterized. NCBI's taxonomy places the organism in Eukaryota, Fungi, Chytridiomycota, Chytridiomycetes, Rhizophydiales. The transcript has a single exon. Bases 1 to 219 code for a protein of 72 amino acids. The record is from RefSeq and is a predicted model, not a curated record.